Messenger RNA from Mus pahari (shrew mouse), 9930 nucleotides. RefSeq names its product transcriptional repressor GATA binding 1 (gene Trps1). The transcript is spliced from 6 exons. Gene Ontology annotation, molecular function: DNA-binding transcription factor activity; zinc ion binding; RNA polymerase II transcription regulatory region sequence-specific DNA binding. The record is from RefSeq and is a predicted model, not a curated record. Gene Ontology annotation, cellular component: nucleus. Gene Ontology annotation, biological process: regulation of transcription by RNA polymerase II. The coding region runs from base 526 to 4371 and encodes 1281 amino acids. NCBI's taxonomy places the organism in Eukaryota, Metazoa, Chordata, Mammalia, Rodentia, Muridae.
GGAGCUCGGUCUGGGGUGGCGCUUUCCUCCGCGAAGGCUCCUUUGAUAUUAAUAGUGUUGGUGUCUUGAAACUGACGUAAUGCGCGGAGAGUGAGGUCCUGACAAGCGAUAACAUUUCUGAUAAAGACCCGAUCUCAUUGCAAUCUCCAGCGUCCUCUUUUUCGCUGCUGCUCGGUGGCUCCGGACCUCGCGUCCUCCUGAUCGCUCUAUCGCCUUUGCCUUUUUUUUUUUUUUAAACAACAACAACAACAACAAAAAACCCCAACAACACCCCCUCCCCUCUCCCACCCGGCACCGGGCACAUCCUAGCUCUAUUUCCUUUCUCUUUCUCUCGCGCUCUCUUUUUUUCCUGGGGGGGGGGAGGGAGGGAAGGGAAAGGGGGGGAGGCAGGAAAGACCUUUUUCUCCCCCCCCCCCAAUAAUCCAAGAUCAACUCUGCAAACAACAGAAGACGGUUCAUGGCUCUGGCCGCCGCGCCACCAUCUUUCGGGCUGCGGAGGGUGUUCCUGACGAUUAAUCAACAGAUAUGGUCCGGAAAAAGAACCCCCCUCUGAGAAACGUUGCUAGUGAAGGCGAGGGUCAAACCCUGGAGCCAACAGCUACAGAGAGCAAGGUAUCUGGGAAGAACAAAGACUUGUCUGCAGAUCAGAUGUCAGAAAAUACAGAUCAGAGUGAUGUUGCAGAGUUGAACUCGAAGGAGGAACACAGCACGCAUGGCCAAGAGCCGUCUUCCAGCAGUAAGAAGGACUUGCAAAUCUCAGGCCUGAGUGAGAAGGCUGGCUUCAAUUAUGAAAGCCCCAGCAAGGGAGGGAACCUUGCCUCCUUCCCACAUGAUGAGGUAACAGACAGAAAUAUGUUGGCUUUCUCAUCUCCAGCUGCUGGGGGAGUCUGUGAGCCCUUGAAGUCUCCUCAAAGAGCAGAGGCAGAUGACCCUCAAGAUAUGGCCUGCACCCCAUCAGGGGAUUCAUUGGAGACAAAGGAAGAGCAUAAAAUGUCACCAAAGGCCACUGAGGAAACAGGGCCAGUGCAGAGCGGUCAAGCCAAUUGUCAAGGUUUGAGUCCAGUUUCCGUGGCCUCAAAAAACCCACAAGUGCCUUCAGAUGGGGGUGUUAGACUGAGUAAACCCAAAGGUGACUUACUGGUGAAUGACAACCCAGACCCGGCACCUCUCUCUCCAGAGCUUCAGGACUUUAAAUGCAAUAUCUGUGGAUACGGUUACUAUGGCAACGACCCCACAGAUCUGAUUAAGCACUUCCGAAAGUAUCACCUAGGACUGCAUAACCGCACCAGGCAGGAUGCUGAGCUGGACAGCAAAAUCUUGGCCCUUCAUAACAUGGUGCAGUUCAGCCAUUCCAAAGACUUCCAGAAGGCCAACCGGUCUGUGCUUUCUGGCGUGCUGCAGGAUCUCAGCUCUUCACGGCCCGCUUUACUAAACGGAACCUACGAUGUACAGGUCACAUCAGGAGGAACGUUCAUUGGCAUUGGACGGAAAACUCCAGAUUGCCAAGGCAACACCAAGUAUUUCCGCUGCAAAUUCUGCAAUUUCACUUAUAUGGGCAACUCAUCAACUGAGCUAGAACAGCAUUUUCUUCAGACUCACCCGAAUAAAAUCAAAGUGUCUCUCCCGUCCUCCGAGGGUGUGAAACCUUCAGAGAAAAACUCUAACAAAUCCAUCCCUGCGCUUCGAGCCAGUGACUCUGGGGAUGUGGGAAAGUGGCAGGACAAAAUGACAGUCAAAGCUGGAGAUGACACCCCUGUCGGCUACUCAGUGCCCAUCAAGCCCCUCGAUUCCUCACGACAGAAUGGUACAGAGGCCACCAGUUAUUACUGGUGUAAAUUUUGUAGUUUCAGCUGUGAGUCAUCUAGCUCCCUUAAGCUGCUAGAACAUUAUGGCAAGCAGCAUGGAGCAGUGCAGUCGGGCGGCCUUAAUCCAGAGUUGAAUGACAAGCUUCCCAGGGGCUCUGUCAUUAAUCAGAAUGAUCUAGCCAAAAGUGUAGAAGGAGAGCCAUUGACCAAGCCGGAAAAGGGCUUGAGUGGGGCUAAAAAGAAGGACUUCCCCAGCAAGGGAGCAGAGGAUAACAUGGUAACGAGCUAUAACUGUCAGUUCUGUGACUUUAGAUAUUCCAAAAGCCAUGGCCCUGAUGUGAUUGUAGUGGGUCCACUUCUCCGUCAUUAUCAGCAACUCCAUAACAUCCACAAGUGUACCAUUAAGCACUGUCCAUUCUGUCCCAGAGGCCUUUGCAGCCCAGAAAAGCACCUUGGAGAAAUUACUUAUCCGUUUGCUUGUAGAAAAAGUAAUUGUUCCCACUGUGCACUGUUGCUGUUGCACUUGUCUCCUGGGGUGGCCGGAAGUUCGAGAGUCAAACACCAAUGCCACCAGUGUUCCUUCUCUACCCCCGAUGUAGAUGUGCUCCUCUUUCACUAUGAGACCGUGCAUGAGUCCCAAGCAUCGGAUGUCAAACAAGAGGCAAACCACCUGCUAGGAUCUGACGGGCAGCAGGCUGUCAGGGACAGCAAGGAACACUCGUGCACCAAAUGCGACUUUAUAACCCAGGUGGAAGAAGAGAUCUCGAGACACUACAGGAGAGCACACAGCUGCUAUAAAUGUCGUCAGUGCAGUUUCACAGCUGCUGACACUCAGUCACUAUUGGAGCACUUCAACACAGUUCACUGCCAGGAACAGGAAAUCACUACUGCUAAUGGCGAAGAGGGUGGCCAUGCCAUACCCACCAUCAAAGAAGAGCCCAAAAUUGACCUCAAGGUCUACAGUCUGCUAAACCCAGACUCUAAAAUGGGAGAAACAGUUCCCGAGAGCAUUGUCAAGAGAGAGAAACUUGAUGACAAGGAAGGGCUGAAAGAUAAAAUCUGGACUGAGAAUUCAACUGAUGACCUUCGUGGUGUGGCUUGGAGAGGGGCAGACAUCCUACGGGGUAGUCCAUCCUACACUCAAGCAAGCUUAGGGCUCUUGACGCCUGUGUCGAGCUCCCAAGAGCAGACAAAGACUCUGAGGGACAGCCCCAAUGUUGAAGCUGCCCACCUGGCACGACCUAUGUAUGGCUUGGCAGUAGAUACCAAGGGCUUCCUGCAAGGGGCUCCUGCUGGCAGCGAGAAGUCUGCAUCUCUUACCCAGCAGUAUCCUGCCUCCGGAGAGAGCAAGACCAAGGAUGAAUCCCAGUCGCUGUUACGGAGGCGAAGAGGAUCUGGUGUUUUUUGUGCCAACUGCCUGACCACAAAGACCUCUCUCUGGCGAAAGAAUGCAAAUGGCGGCUAUGUAUGCAAUGCAUGUGGUCUCUACCAGAAACUUCACUCGACUCCCAGGCCUUUAAACAUCAUUAAACAAAACAACGGCGAGCAGAUUAUUAGAAGACGGACAAGAAAGCGACUUAACCCAGAGGCCCUUCAGGCUGAGCAGCUCAACAAACAGCAGAGGGGAAGUGGGGAGGAGCAGGUCAACGGAAGCCCCUUAGAGAGGAGGUCAGAAGAUCACUUAAGUGAAAGUCAUCCGAGAGAAAUCCCACUUCCGAGCCUGAGUAAAUACGAAGCCCAGGGUUCAUUGACUAAAAGCCAUUCUGCUCAGCAGCCAGUCGUGGUCAGUCAAACUCUGGAUAUCCACAAAAGGAUGCAGCCUUUGCACAUUCAGAUCAAAAGUCCUCAGGAAAGUACUGGAGAUCCAGGAAAUAGUUCAUCCGUAUCUGAUGGGAAAGGAAGUUCGGAAAGAGGCAGCCCCAUAGAAAAGUACAUGAGGCCUGCAAAACACCCCAACUAUUCUCCACCCGGCAGCCCCAUCGAAAAGUACCAAUACCCGCUUUUUGGAGUUCCUUUUGUACAUAAUGACUUCCAGAGUGAAGCUGAUUGGCUACGGUUCUGGAGUAAAUAUAAGCUCUCCGUUCCUGGGAAUCCGCACUACUUGAGUCAUGUGCCUGGCUUACCAAAUCCUUGCCAAAACUAUGUGCCUUAUCCCACCUUCAAUCUGCCUCCUCAUUUCUCAGCUGUUGGAUCAGACAAUGACAUUCCUCUAGAUUUGGCGAUCAAGCAUUCCAGACCUGGGCCAACUGCAAAUGGUGCCUCCAAGGAGAAAACCAAGGCACCACCAAAUGUAAAAAAUGAAGGUCCCUUGAAUGUAGUUAAGACGGAGAAAGUUGACAGAAGCACUCAAGAUGAACUUUCAACGAAAUGUGUGCACUGUGGCAUUGUUUUUCUGGAUGAAGUGAUGUAUGCUUUGCAUAUGAGUUGCCAUGGUGACAGUGGACCUUUCCAGUGCAGCAUAUGCCAGCAUCUUUGCACGGACAAAUAUGACUUCACAACUCAUAUCCAGAGGGGCCUGCAUAGGAACAAUGCACAAGCAGAAAAAAAUGGAAAACCUAAAGAGUAAAACCUUAGCACUUAGCACAAUUAAAUAGAAAUAGGUUUUCUUGAUGGGAAUUCAAUAGCUUGUAAUGUCUUAUGAAGACCUAUUAAAAAAAAUAAUUCAUAGAGCCUGCCUUAUCCAACAUAAAAUUCCUUUUUUAAAAAAAAAAAAAAUUUCUUUCUUUUGAUGAGUAGGUUACCAAGAUUUUAAAAUGAAACAUAUGGUCAGUGAGAAAGAAUGGAAUUGAUAGAUAAUUUAAAAAAAAAGAAAAGAAAAGAAAAGAAAAGAAAAGAAAAGAAAAGAAAAGAAAAGAAAGAAAAUCUAGAGUGAAAACACUCUUACCUAACGUAUACUGUGGAAUCUCCAUACAGAGGUCCACCAAAUUAUAGCUAUUUUGUUUGUAAAGAUAUAAAUGCCCUCUAGAAUUCGAAAGAGUUUACAUACUAUCAUAUGACAGCAGUAUUAGGCUGGCCAUUGGCCCAUCCAUUCAGAAAUCUGUAAUAGGUUGUCUACAUCUAAAAAUAUCAUAAAAUUCUAGCCAAACGAGAUGAAAAUGAAUCUCCAGGACAAUGGAAGAAAAAUAAUGGCACCUCUCAAAUUAGUCUCCUCUCAUCGACCAUGUUUCAUAUUUAGACCUCAAAAUGUGAACUGUGGUUAGGCUUGUUGAGCGAGCAGUAAGAAUCGUGACAGUUGGUGGCACAAUGUUUUUUUGGGCCAGCCCUGCCUGUACAUACACAUACACACCCUCUUUGAUAUUUUUGUCCUUUAGAUGGUCCAGUACUUGGUAGUCAUUUUGUUCGCAGUGUAGAUUCAUUUUGUUCAAAUAUAUUCAUUCUUAAAACAAUGUCAUCAGUGCUUAUGUAGUAACUUUAUUUUAGCCAGAUAUUUCUUUCUUGUUGAUGAUGAACCGGUUUGGAAUUUUUUAAACCUCCUGUUGGUCACUAAUCUCACUUGGCACAUUGUAACUAAAGCAAUCCCUUCACUUCAAAAGACUAGAUAAAUACAAAUGUCAGGCCAUGGCUUUAAUUUGCUGAGAACACAUGGUAUUUCUCUACAAGGUAACCUGCUGUAUUUAUUUAUUUUCUUUCGGUUAAAUAUAAUUUCCAAACUUUGUGGUCAGGCAGCAUGCAAGGUUACGUUACCACAGACUGACAGUUGGUAUAUGUACCAAUCAAUCCCUUCAUUAGAUUUAUACAGAUUUAGUUAAGUAGCAUUAAGUAGGCGUCUUAGAAGUAUGUCUUCAUAGUCCUUUUAAUACUUAAGGCUUUGUAAAAUCUAUCCAUGAAGGGAGAGCUCCUCGGCAUAACUGCUCAGGGAAAUAGGGCUAAAUAAUUGAACAUUAAAUAAUUGGUUUAAGGUGCUGUUAGUCGAGCCUCAAUGCUUGCUACAAGGAUGUAUGUACAAGGACUGACUUUAAUAAUUUGCAUUAUAUUGUCCCAACCAGUAGUUUAUUUUUUGCCACGGAGAUGUAGAAGAUAUUACAAGCUACUGGAUGCACUGUCAGAUUAACUUAUUUCAUUAAAGAAGUUGGGAGAACAAAUAGGAAAAAAAACUUAUUUUUCUAGUAAAUAUUAAUGUAUUACAUUUCAAAUAAUGGUGCCUGACAUAUUGAAUAAUUAUUUUCUACAGUGUACGUAUGCAACAAAGAUAUUCCAUCAUGCAUUAGAGUCAGUUCUGGCUCUGCCUAGCUGUUUACAUUUGCAAAUGUAGCAAACAAGGUAAUGAAGCAACUAUUUCUAUUGCAGUAGGUAUCUCUAGUGUGUAUGUGUGCGUGUGUGUAUGUGUGCAUUAAAGUUGUAAACGGUAACAUGAAACAAAGGAAGUUCUCAGUGUAAUGGUGUGGAAAACAAGAAGGAAAUGAAAAUAUUUUUAUGCCUACUUAGGAUACAAGGGUAGCACUAUUCAUUCCAAGUACUUUUAUUUUUAAUUUUAAGCUCUUAACUCCCAUUGUUAUGCUUAAGAUGAUAAACAUAUAUCCUCUUUUUAUUGCUUUGUCUAUGUUUCAGAUGAAACAUUUCAGAAAUUAUUUUGAUAAGUGUUGCUGGAAUCCGCAGCACGGAUGUUCUUAUUGCAUUCUGUAGUGGUGUUUGCACUCCAGUUUUACAUUAACUCGCAGUUGCUUUUGUAUUGUUGGGUUGGAUUGGGUCUGGCUUCUUUUCUCAGAUUCGGGAGUCUCAUUUCUUAGAGUUUGGAUGGCAGGCGGAGUUAACCAGUCUGUGACUGUUCCAGCGAAUGAAGUUAAAAUUACCUUCCCGAUGCUAUUUGUCCUCAUCUUCAUUCUUGCAUUUUUUUUUGUUGUUUAUUUUGUUUUUAAAAAAAAAAAAUGGAAAAAGAAAAGAAAAAAAAAAAGAAGAUCGAGAGAAAGAAAAUCAGGACUAAGUCCUCUGCUUUGGUUUCAUUGUUAAAGGACCCUGUUUUAAUCUCACCUGUCUGUGGCAUAGCUCAAAUGUUCACAAGAACUGAAAUAAAGAGGUGGAAUGAGGAGCUUUGACAUUCAAAUGACUUGAUAUAAUUUAUCUGUCUUAGGAUUUUGGUGGCUGCAUCUCAGAAUAUAGAGGGCAAUCUGAGAGAAGUCAAAGAUCUAAAAAGGAGAUUUCCCAAACAACAAUAUUUAACUUCCUUAGGAACAUGAAUAUUAAAGUGCACUGUACUGAUCCUCAAGGCUCAUUAUGUGUGGACUGCCCAAUUCAACAACAUACCAGAAAUUUGACCAACUUGGGCAAUAUUGCAUAUUACAUCUUUGAUAUCCUUAUGCAAUUUCUUCAGUGUGUUAGACACAAGUAGAGUUUUCAUUGUUGGCAUGUAUGCCUUUUGUUUUUUCAUUCCAUUUUUUUUUUUCAGUCAGACAUAGUAGCAAUGAUUAGCAUUGGAAAAUACAUAUCACUGUGCUUGGAAUAUUUAUGGUCAGUCUACUUUCAGUAGAUUAUCUUUUGGAUAGCAUUGGCAUAUUAGAUCUUAUUCCGUAUUCCUUUAUUAGAAAUUACUUUUAUUUUCCUGUUUGUUUAUGUUAUGCAUAUUUUGGUUGAGAAAAGUUGGGCCUUAAAAAAUGAUGGACAUUUAUAAUAACACUAAAAUACUCAUUUUUUGAUGACCUAAAGUUUUGAUUCCAUGUUUCAAAAUGUAUUACAAAAAUGAGUUCUAUUUUUAAAGGCAUUUGAAGACUUUUGUCUUAAAUUGUGAAGGAUUUUAAGUGAGGUAUUUAGGUACUUAACCUUUUUCGAAGGAAUUUCAAGAUGAUUUUGAAACUUUUCUCUCUUGGAAAAGUCUUCUGGAGAUACCAACUAAAGUUCUGUGCCAUUUCAACCCUGCCAUUCUUCUCAAGUCAUUUGUCACUUCUAUACUGAGCUUUGGCUUUAACACUGGGCCAGAACCAGCUCGUGCACAUUCUUCCUUUUCCUACAUCUCUCUCAUCUUCUCUCACCCCCAUGAAAGUACUGUUGUUUGGGAUAGAAAACCAUAAGGAGCCAGCCCACCUCAGAACAUUGUGGCCUGGGAGACACUACAUGACUCUAAGUACAUGAGAACGGGAAGGAGCUCACGGAGUUAAUAUAUUCUCUCUGUUGUUCAGAUGACAAAGAGUCGCCCCGUUCUCUCUACAUGACAUAUUGAGAUGGUGUUUUGUUUGUUUGUUUUGUUUUGUUAAAUCCACUUUUAAGAUAGUGACGUUCUGUUCUAAACUGUUCUCUUUUAGUAAAGGUAGAGCUUAGGAAACAAGCAUGGGGAUUCUUUUCUAAGAUAAUAAGGAGGAGAAAACAGUGAUUAUCUUCAAGAGCUUUUUGUGGAAGCCUGUGGUAGCACAUCCUGUUUAUGAUUGCACAUGUGCACAUAAUCUAUUAUGAUCUAAUGCAAAUACAGCUCCCAAAACAUUAAAUGUACAUACAUAUAUUUUAAUUGCCUGGGGAAAUUUUUUCUUAAUAAAUUGAAGAUGAUCCAUAUUGCUAUCAAAAUAAAUAUUACCCUCUUGCCUUGUGGCUGCAAAAUAUCACAAAGUGACCUGUCUUGAGACUUUUGUACUGUCUGCCUACCUAGUUAACAAACAUUAACAUCUUUUUAGAAGUGGGAAUAUCUGCCCUCUGGAGGUGGAAUUGUGGAGAGACUAUGCUGGUUGUCUGGUAGUCAUGCUGUCUCUAGGCCCUAGUCUAGCCUCUUACCCAUAGUUGAGAUCAAUUACACUCUGUCUUUGGGUUGAGGGCCGCACCAAAAAAAAAAAAAAAAUACUAUGUGACAUCUUUGUUUAGCUGGUAGGUAAAGGGUUUCUGACUUUGCUAGAUAAGUGGGGCUGAGGAUCUGUACACUUUGAAUAUGAAACUAAAUGUACUAACCAAAGAAACGUACUGUUAAGUGUACCAGGCUACUGAGUAUUAACUAACAGUUAACAGUGGUUAGAAAUAGACCCAUGGAGAGCAGAACUCUUAUUGAUUUGGCCAGUGCUGGGAUAGAUUAGCUUCUUUGCAGGGUGCUUACAUGUGGUCAUUGCUUGCUAGUUCAGCGUGCUCUCAUGUGUUUGGUCUCAUGAUCAUAGUGCAGCAGUUUCUCAAGCAUUUCCACUUACUUAGAGUCACUGGGCCCUCUGGAAGAUGCCAGGGCAGAGAUGUACCAAGGCAGGGAUGAAGAAGAGGUGAAAAUCCACAAUAACCCACAUAGGUAAAUGGAUAAAGUAUGCUCACAUAUUCUCUCGAAAGAAAUGUUAGCAUGGUGAGUUUAUGCUGUCCUGCACCCGAGCAAAGCAAGAAUAACAACCAUAAAGAUAAUGCUUAACCUUCCACAGACCCACAAGUCCCAAAACUGGAUCCCGGUUUUACCCCAUAAUUUCUUCAAUACAAUGACUGCAAAAUAGAAUUCUUUCUUUCUGCACCUCAGGUUCCUCAGCUGUAAAAUGGAAAAGUAUAUUAUUAAUAAUAAUAAUAUUAAAAAUAAUAAUGGUAAUGUAGUACUUGUUUGUAACGCACUUUGAGAUCCUUGGGUGGAGGGCACCAUAAGAGUGUCAAGUAUUAUUAUGUGGCCAAGGGGGUUAUUUAAAACUCUGGUUCCCAUGGGCCGAGAAAGUUUGGCGUCAUUUUUAUUAAAGAUGAGCUGUAAAUAUCUUUACUAAGCAGCCUAUAGUGUUGGCUAUGAAGAGGCAAGACUAUAACCAGGCUGAUAAGACCAUAGUUUUUUAAUGGCUACCAAAAAGGCACAUGUCACAAUAACAAAUGCUGAAUUCUUUAGGGUGUAAUAUUUGACAACCUGAUUGAUCUGGGGGGAGGGGAGGGGUGGAAAAACAUCUCAAAAUGCCAAUGUAAAACUAACAGCAAUAUUCACCAGCAGAAAAUUGUCUUUCAUAUGGAAUGAUUUCAUGUUGAUAAGAAAAAGCAUUCAAUUUGUAGUCCUGAUUUGAACACCAGACUGUGGGGUAUAAUAGUUCUGUUUUUACAACACAUGGAAUUUUUUUUUCAUUUUAUUUUAUUUUGUUUUCAUAGUGCAUGUUCAUUUCGACUCACAACAUGUUCUUGGUGUAUUUCUUAUGCAAACAAUCUUCAGGCAGCAACGAUGUCUGUUACAUCUAAACUUGAAUAAUAAAGUUUUACCACCAGUUAUCCAUGA